Molecule: messenger RNA, 2274 nt
Organism: Biomphalaria glabrata
Lineage: Eukaryota; Metazoa; Mollusca; Gastropoda; Planorbidae
Product: neuroglian-like
Exons: 12
Coding region: 192-1904 (570 amino acids)
Source: RefSeq, a predicted model, not a curated record
CAAUAUAGACCCUUGUCACGGGACGGAGGUAUUGUAUGAGUCAUGAGUAGUUUUUUUUUUAUCCAAGCACAUUGGGAGGAAGAAAUGCACGAUUUGGGAAACAUAGCGCUAGUCGAUUAAAUUGUGAACAGUGCUUAGUUUUUCUACUUACAUGGUGAGAAUACGAUUUGGCUUAUAAGACAUCAGUAAUCAUGAUACAGCUCAAGUCAUUACUUCUGCUCUGCAGUCUCUUCUGUUCAAGCCAUUGUAUUACAGAUGUGCUACUUAGCCCUCCAGACAUCACCAAUCCAACAGAAGCAGUGACUUUGUACAAGGGUGAACUUGACUUUGUUGUCAAAUGUGAAGCUACUGGUAUACCUAAACCAACAUACCAGUGGAAAAGAAAUAACCAAGAUAUCCCUCCUAGUAGCUACAUUAGCUAUGAUGCCAACACUGGUGACUUAACUUUUAAAGGGUUUUCAGAGAGAGAAGAAGGAGAGUACAGAUGUUAUGCAUCAAAUGUUUUGGAACAAACUACAGCUGUCAGUGUCUCUCAACCAGUCACUAUUAAAAAAUAUCGCUUUCUGAGACCAGAUAGUAACCUUGCUACUGAACCAGUUAGCAUCAAACAAUAUGACUAUGUCAAAUUAUUUUGUAAAAAGGACAAACUUGAAGUAGUGGCUGAAACUAUAAACUACAACUGGUAUUCUAAAAGUAAUGACCAGCUUCAAUUAGAUGAUGGUCGACUGUACAUAGACCAAAAAGGGGAUCUGCACAUAAAUUAUGCCAAGACAACUGAUGCUAGUGAUCCCUUUGGUAUUAAGUGUGGUCUGUCAGGUCGAAGCAGUGCCAACAUUGUUUUCGGGGAUGCAUACAAUCUGUAUGUUACACCUGUAGCCCAGAUUCAAGGUCAAGCUCCUGUACUAAAAUGGUUUUCUGCAAAUGUAGUGGCAGAGGUGUCUCACUCAGCUAGACUAGAGUGUGUUUUCAGUGGAUAUGACCCAUUACAACCAUUACCAACCAUCACUUGGACGUUAGAUGAUGGGACAGUAAUAAGCACUAACCAAAAGUACAAUGUGUCAUCAAAUGGAAGAUCUCUCAUAAUCUACAAGUUAUUGGAACAAGAUGAGAGAAAUUAUUACUGCAAGGCUAAAAAUAACUUUGGAGAGAGUGAUCCUCAUCAAGUUUUUCUUAACGUCACAAGUAAACCCAUUUUCUAUGAAAACAAAGCCCCAAGGGAUGUAACAGUUUCUCAAAAUAAACAUGUGACAAUUCCAUGUGAAGCUAGGUCAGCUUCUGGGGAGACACCUCCAUCUCCUGCAUUUUGGUAUGUCAAUGGGAGACAAACAGGACAACAUACAAAUCAGAGCAAAAUUGAUGUCAAGGCUGAUUCUCUUACAAUCAGAUCCGCCCAAAAACCAGAUGAUAUUUUGUGUGUCUUAUGUAUAGUCUCUAAUUCUAAUGGAGAGAAAAUGGGCGAAGCAUGUGUUAAUGUAAUUUUGUCUAUUGAGCUAACCCAGCCAAUCAACGUAAAUCAAGAGGUAGCUUACGGAAACUCUAUAGACUUGACAGUCCUAGCAAAAACUGACAUAUCCCAACAACUCAUUUACAAGUGGACUCACUUUAGAAACAAAAGUGACCUUGUUGGAGAAGAACCAAAGUUUACCUUCCAUGAUCCUGUGACAAAAGUGGCCUAUAUAAAUACAACUGGGAUGACUGAAGCAGAAUUUGAAUCUCUUCGUGGUGAAUAUGUGGUGAACAUCUCUCACCUCUAUGAUUACAGAAUUGAACGUAUUCAUGUCACACUUCAAGACAAGCCUGCUCCAGACGAUAUAUCUGGCCAAUCAAAUUUAGUUCCCAGGAUUUACCUCACCUGUUUGACAACAAUGACUGUGACCUUCUUGCUGUUUACUGCAAUCGCAUGAAACCUUUACUUUUAAACUGUGUCAGAUAUAUCAAAAAAUCAUGAAUCAAAAUAUCUAAAGUAAAUGUUGACACAAUCAUUCCCAAAGAUGCCUUCAAAAAAUAUGUAAUAGAUAAAAGUUUGAAUUAGUUCCCUGGGCGUGGUAAUAUUUCUGUACAAUUUUUUGUUUUAUUUAUAUUUCAUUUGUAAGAUUUACUAUUUUGGUUUUGUAUUCUUCCAUAAUCCAAUAGAAUAAAACAAAAAACUAAUCCUCUAAUACAAUUUAAAAUACUUGAAUCCAUUAAUCCAAUACAAUGAUUAACAAAUGCAAAUACUAAUGAAUGAAAGCACUGAAGCCAAACCUUUCAAUAAAAUCAAAUUUGUGUCCUCUU